Molecule: messenger RNA, 2254 nt
Organism: Lampris incognitus (smalleye Pacific opah)
Lineage: Eukaryota; Metazoa; Chordata; Actinopteri; Lampriformes; Lampridae
Product: serine protease HTRA1B
Exons: 10
Coding region: 180-1619 (479 amino acids)
Biological process (GO): proteolysis; positive regulation of apoptotic process; programmed cell death
Cellular component (GO): extracellular region
Molecular function (GO): serine-type endopeptidase activity; protein binding
Source: RefSeq, a predicted model, not a curated record
UGACAUUCAGAGGAAAAACAAAUCUGACCUCUCAGAAACGACUCGAGCUGCAUUUAGACGGCAGUGUAAACAUUGCUUAGCCUAUAUUGCAUUCAGCCAGUUUACUUGAAGCAACUUUGCACCAGUGGUUUUUAAUAUUUAUUGUUGUUGUUGUUGUUUUUUUUUUUCUUCCAUCCAUCAUGUUUUGGUGCAUCCUCCUGUGCGCAGGUUUCCUCCUCGCUCCCCCCUCUCUCUUUGCAGAAGGGCGGAUAAGAAAACGCUAUGUCAUCGGCUGUCCGGAGAAAUGCGACAAGUCCCAGUGUCCGCCGAUCCCCGCCGACUGCCUGGCCGGCGACAUCCUGGACCAGUGCGACUGCUGCCCGGUGUGCGCCUCCGGGGAAGGGGAGGCGUGCGGCGGGACGGGGCGCCUCGGCGACCCGGAGUGUGCGGACGGCUUGGAGUGCAUGGUGAGGGACGGAGUGGAGGUGUCCGCCACCGUGCGCAGGCGCGGGAAGACGGGCGUGUGCGAGUGCAAGAGCUCCGAGCCGGUCUGCGGCAGCGACGGGGUUUCGUACCGGCACAUCUGCGAGCUGAAGCGGGUCAGCAACAGGGCGCAGAAGCUGCAGCAGCCGCCGGUGAUUUUCAUCCAGAGAGGCGCCUGCGGGAAAGGCCAAGAGAACCCAGACAGUCUGCGCUACAAGUACAAUUUUAUCGCCGAUGUGGUGGAAAAGAUAGCACCCGCCGUGGUUCACAUUGAACUGUACCGCAAGAUGGUGUUCUCGAAGCGUGAGGUAGCGGUUGCUAGCGGCUCUGGGUUUGUGGUGUCAGAAGAUGGCCUAAUCGUGACCAACGCCCAUGUGGUGGCCAAUAAACACAGAGUGAAGGUGGAGCUGAAGAGCGGCGCCACCUUCGAUGCCAAGAUCAAAGACGUGGACGAGAAGGCCGACAUCGCUCUCAUCAAAAUUGACACACCGAUGAAGCUGCCGGUCCUGUUGCUGGGUCGUUCGGCUGACCUUCGACCCGGCGAGUUUGUUGUCGCCAUCGGCAGUCCGUUCUCCCUCCAGAACACCGUCACGACUGGGAUCGUUAGCACCACCCAGCGAGGAGGAAAGGAGCUGGGGCUCCGCAACUCCGACAUGGACUACAUCCAGACAGACGCCAUCAUCAACUACGGCAACUCAGGAGGACCACUUGUCAAUCUGGAUGGAGAGGUGAUAGGCAUCAACACUCUGAAAGUGACUGCAGGAAUCUCUUUUGCCAUCCCGUCGGACAAGAUCAGACAGUUCUUGGCAGAGUCUCACGACAGACAGGCCAAAGGUAAAACAUCCACAAAGAAGAAGUAUAUCGGUGUUAGAAUGAUGACGCUUACACCACCGUUGGCUAAGGAGCUGAAGGAGAGACAGUCAGAUUUCCCCGACGUCACCUCAGGAGCGUACGUCAUCGAGGUCAUCAGCAGGACCCCAGCUGAGGCAGCCGGUCUACAGGAGAGUGACGUCAUCAUCAGCAUCAACGGCCAACGGAUCACCUCGGCCAGCGACGUCAGCACUGCCAUAAAGCGGGACGAAACAUUGCGAAUGGUGGUGAGGCGAGGGAACGAAGAUGUCAUCCUAACCAUCGUCCCAGAGGAGAUUGACCCUUGACCUCACAGACACCCCAUAAUUAGUCAACCAAUCCCGAGCUGGCUCUCAGUGUUUUUUUUCAACAAACCGUGAAUGUUCUGAAACGCCAAGCAACAAAUAGGGGCUAUGUGUCUCCUGUCUCCACCCACACGAACUGUGUUUAAUUAUUAGGAAUACUACUAUUCCCUCCCCCUACCCUAAUUUGCACAUGUUCACACACACACACUCACACACACGAACAUGUUCACUGAUUCAGAUAGAGCCAGUUACACUGAAACAAGCUUACAUAGACAUGCUCUCUACAGAGGCCUUAGAGGUCCACAUGAAAUACUCGGGCAGUAGAAACUCAACCAGGGCCAAGCCAUAUUUCCACUGUUCUGUCAUACUUUUCAGUUGGUUGUGUUAUAUUUUUUUUCCCAUGUUUGUAUAUAUAUAAAAAAAAGAUUCAACCACCUUCAGAGAACCCGAUCGAUCCAUUUACCAUCAUCACAGUCAAUUUUAUAUUUUACACUCCUCAUUGGUCACAACAAAGUGGAUAUUGCAGCUCAUCAUAGUCUUGUUUCGUAGUGAUAUGUUGCUAAUGGAAUAUUUUUUAAAUUUUUUUUUUUUUGUGUUUAUGUGUUUGACGACAAUUUUCGAAGAGGAAAUAAACCUAU